Molecule: messenger RNA, 3318 nt
Organism: Anguilla anguilla (European eel)
Lineage: Eukaryota; Metazoa; Chordata; Actinopteri; Anguilliformes; Anguillidae
Gene: mtrex
Product: Mtr4 exosome RNA helicase
Exons: 27
Coding region: 1-3105 (1034 amino acids)
Biological process (GO): maturation of 5.8S rRNA; RNA catabolic process
Cellular component (GO): nucleus
Molecular function (GO): RNA binding; RNA helicase activity; ATP binding
Source: RefSeq, a predicted model, not a curated record
AUGGCGGACGCCUUUGGAGAUGAGCUGUUCAGUGUAUUUGAGGAGGAACAACCAUCCUCCAAGAAACGAAAAAGCACUGGUACUGGAGCUCAUGCAGGGAAAGACGGUCAGCAUGGGAAAGACAAGGCUGAACAGAGUUCUGCAGCUCCGGGCAAGCAAGACCUGGACGAUGGGCCGGACGAGGUUUUUGGGAAGAAGCCCAAGCUCGAGACUGUAUCUGCAGAGGAAAUAAAUCUUGCAGACCUGAUGCCCCAAGUCAAAGUGGAGCAGGUUGAGACUGUGGAAGGCUGCACCCAUGAGGUGGCCCUGCCAGCCAAUGAGGAUUACACACAGUUGAAGCCUCGAGUUGGAAAAGCAGCUAAGGAGUACCCUUUCAUUCUGGAUCCGUUCCAAAGGGAGGCGAUCCUCUGCAUCGACAACAACCAGUCUGUCCUGGUUUCAGCCCACACCUCUGCUGGAAAGACCGUCUGUGCUGAAUACGCCAUCGCCCUGGCUUUGAGAGAGAAGCAGCGGGUCAUAUUCACCAGUCCCAUCAAAGCCCUCAGCAACCAGAAGUACCGGGAGAUGUACGAGGAGUUCCAGGACGUGGGCCUCAUGACCGGCGAUGUCACCAUCAACCCCACUGCUUCCUGUCUGGUCAUGACCACUGAGAUUUUAAGAAGCAUGUUGUACAGAGGGUCAGAGGUCAUGAGAGAGGUGGCUUGGGUUGUCUUUGAUGAGAUCCAUUACAUGAGGGAUUCAGAGCGUGGUGUUGUGUGGGAGGAGACCAUCAUCCUCCUUCCAGACAACGUGCACUACGUCUUCCUAUCCGCCACCAUCCCCAAUGCCAGGCAGUUUGCCGAAUGGAUCUGCCAUCUUCACAAGCAGCCAUGUCACGUGGUCUACACAGACUAUCGCCCCACUCCGCUGCAACACUACAUCUUUCCAGCAGGUGGCGACGGACUUCACCUUGUAGUGGACGAGAAUGGCGAAUUUCGCGAGGACAACUUCAACACGGCUAUGCAGGUGCUGAGAGACACCGGGGACUCUGGGGGCAGCAGUGGUAACAAGUGGGACCCCAAAGGCCGGAAAGGGGGCACAAGAGGGCCCUCCAACGUCUUCAAGAUCGUCAAGAUGAUCAUGGAGCGGAACUUCCAGCCCGUCAUCAUCUUCAGCUUCAGCAAGAAGGAGUGCGAGGCCUACGCUCUGCAGGUGGCCAAGCUGGACUUCAACACGGAUGAAGAGAAGAAGCUUGUGGAGGAGGUAUUCAGCAAUGCCAUCGACUGUUUGUCCGAUGAAGACAAGAAGCUCCCGCAGGUGGAGCACGUCCUGCCCCUGCUGAAGAGUGGGAUCGGGAUCCACCACGGAGGACUGCUCCCCAUCCUGAAGGAGACCAUAGAGAUCCUGUUCUCAGAGGGGCUGAUCAAGGCCCUGUUUGCCACGGAGACCUUUGCCAUGGGGAUCAACAUGCCGGCCAGAACGGUGCUGUUCACAAGCGCUCGCAAGUUCGAUGGGAAAGAUUUCCGUUGGAUCACUUCUGGGGAGUACAUCCAGAUGUCGGGCCGGGCUGGCAGACGUGGCAUGGACGAGAGGGGCAUCGUCAUCUUCAUGGUGGACGAGAAGAUGAGCCCGACGGUCGGAAAGCAGCUCUUGAAGGGAUCAGCUGACCCCUUGAACAGCGCCUUCCACCUGACGUACAACAUGGUGAUGAACCUGCUGCGGGUGGAGGAGAUCAACCCCGAGUACAUGCUGGAGAAGUCCUUCUACCAGUUCCAGCACUACCGGGCCGUGCCCGGAGUCGUAGAGAAAAUGAGGAAACUGGAAGCGCUGUAUAAUGCGAUAGAAAUCCCCAACGAGGAGAGCGUGGUGACGUACUACAAGAUCCGCCAGCAGCUGGUGAAGCUGGGGAAGGAGAUAGAGGAGUACAUCCACAAGCCCAAAUACUGCCUGCCGUUUCUACAGCCCGGAAGGCUGGUCAAGGUCAAAAAUGAAGGUGAUGACUUUGGAUGGGGAGCUGUUGUCAAUUUCUCCAAAAAAUCAAAUGUGAAGGGGAACACUGGGGAGCUGGACCCCCUGUACGUGGUGGAGGUGCUGGUGCACUGCAGCAAGGACAGCGUGAAGAACGCGGCCACGGAGUCCGCCAAACCCGCCAGGCCCGGGGAGAAGGGCGAGAUGCAGGUCGUUCCCGUCAUGCUUCAUCUCCUCACGACCAUCAGCUCGGUGCGCCUGUACAUCCCCAAAGACCUCCGGCCCCCGGAUAACAGGCAGAGCGUGCUCAAGUCCAUACAGGAAGUGCAGAAACGCUUCCCCGACGGCGUGCCCCUCCUGGACCCCAUCGACGACAUGGGCAUCAAGGACCAGGGCCUGAAGAAGGUCAUCCAGAAAGUGGAGGCCUUCGAGCACAGGAUGUACUCUCACCCCCUACACAACGACCCCAACCUGGAGGCUGUCUACACCCUCUGCGAGAAGAAGGCACAGGUCGCGGGGGACAUCAAGGCGGCGAAGCGGGAGCUGAAGAAGGCGCGCACCGUGCUGCAGAUGGACGAGCUCAAGUGCAGGAAGCGCGUGCUGCGGCGCCUGGGCUUCGCCACUUCCUCUGACGUCAUCGAGAUGAAGGGCCGCGUGGCCUGCGAAAUCAGCAGCGCGGACGAGCUGCUGCUGACGGAGAUGAUCUUCAACGGCCUGUUCAACGACCUGACUGCCGAACAAGCCACGGCCCUCCUCAGCUGCUUCGUGUUCCAGGAGAACGCGAACGAGAUGCCAAAGCUGACCGAGCAGCUGGCAGGACCCCUCCGACAGAUGCAGGAAUGCGCCAAGCGCAUCGCCAAGGUGUCGGCCGAGGCCAAGCUGGAGGUGGACGAGGAGACGUACCUCAACGCCUUCCGCCCCCACCUGAUGGACGUGGUGUACACCUGGGCCAACGGCUCCUCCUUCGCACAGAUCUGCAAGAUGACCGACGUUUUUGAAGGAAGUAUCAUUCGCUGCAUGAGGCGCCUGGAGGAGCUGCUGAGGCAGAUGUGCCAGGCAGCCAAGGCCAUCGGCAACACCGAGCUGGAGAACAAGUUCGCCGAAGGUAUAACGAAAAUCAAGAGGGAUAUCGUGUUUGCUGCCAGUCUUUAUUUGUAAAAUUUUUUUUUGGUUCUGUCGUGCACAUGGCGAGACGUUGUCAAGGUGCUCAAGACUAGAUGUCCAACACUUUUUUUAUUUUUUAUUUUUGUUCAUAUUAAGCAUGCUUUCUUCGGAAAGCACAGAAAGCUAGCUUUGUACAUAAUUUUAAGGAUUUUAAUAAACAAAAUUCAACAUAAAUAAUUUUUGGUUUACUUUUUAUAAAAACAAACA